AGAGAAGAAAAAACAUAUGACGUCGAAGAAGAUCAGAAAGUACGUGUCCCAUCGAAUGAGCUUCUUGAAGAUCUUUGCAUUCGAUUUGUUCUGAAUGCCCCUGAAGAAGAUCGACAGUCAUUCGAAAGAAUUUUGUUUCUUGUUGAGAGUGCUUAUUGGUACUACGAAGAUAACGUCGUAGAGAACGAUCCUAGGCUCAAGUCGCUGCCGUUUAAAGGGUUUACGUGCCUCGUAUUCAAAAGCUGUGAGCUGUUCAGUCCUUACCUUGCUCAUAUCGAUGACAUAUUCAGAGAUUUCAGUUCUUACAAGAGUCGAGUUCCGGUCGCGGGUGUGAUUAUCUUGGACGAGACAUAUGAACGUUGCUUGUUGGUCAAGGGUUGGAAAAAAUCAUCAACUUGGAGCUUUCCGCGUGGGAAGAAGAGUAAGGACGAAGAGGACUACGCUUGUGCUAUACGCGAGGUGUUAGAGGAAACUGGCUUUGAUGUCUCCGAGCUGCUUAAGAAAGAAGACUAUAUUGAGUUUACGUUCAGAGGAGAGCAAACAGUGCGGCUUUUCAUUGUCGCUGGUGUAAAAGAUGAUACAGCUUUUGCACCAUUGACCAAGAAGGAAAUCAGUCAAAUCGUAUGGCAUCCGCUUGAUCGGCUUGAUGAUGGAGGAGUUACUGGUCUCAAGUUGUACAUGGUGGCACCUUUUCUCGCAAAUUUGAAGUCAUGGAUAUCAAAGCAUCCGUCUUCUGUAGCACGGAGACCUGAGAAGCCACUUAAAUCAAUCUGCGUGUGGAAUGCAAAGACAACAACAACAACAACAAAAGCGGAAAGAAGCUACAAUAAAAGAGCCUCGAAACAGUCUCUGAAGUUCAACACAUUAGCGCUCUUGCCGGCCAAGGAACCAUGUUCUUCAGCUUGAUGUAUAUGGGUGGUCAAUUGGGAGCUAGAUGCAGUUGGAUUGGUGGGGUAUGUAGAGCAAAACAGUUGGAUAUGUUAAUUAUUUUUUCGCUAUUUUGUUUAUACCUCUCGUUUUUUUAGAAGGAAAGGUUUAAUUCUUGUACAUGAUAAUGCAUGGUUAGUAGGGACAGGUGUGAGAUCCUUUUGAUGAUGGGUUUAGAUAAGAAUGGUUGCGACCACCUCUUUUUGCUCUUUCAAGUUUUAUGUUCAAAUCUCCAAAGCGCCUGUCUAUUUUGCUCUUGUCUAGCCAAUAAUCUCAGUUUUCCUAACCUAAUUUUGCAUCUUUCAAUUACUUUUGAGUUUUCACAUAAAUGACUCUAGUUUCUCUUUACCUCAAAACGUUACGAGAAUAAAAUCACUAGAAAACCUACUUUUAUAUCCAGAAGAUUAUAACAUAAUUGAUCACAGGUUUCAAUACCAACUUCUAAACAAAUAUAAAACAUUUCAGACAAAGCUCACAUCUAUAUAUGGCUCAGAACAGUUUUAUUAUUCCUGAUAGAAGCAAACAACAAAUGGGUGUGCUCUUUAAGUAUAAGUCUUCGCAGUUGUUGCAUUGAUACCUCUCCUCUAGGCUCUAGCUUGUUGUGAUUUUGCUGAACCUUCACUCUCAUGGCCAGCUCUUUCUUACUCUGUUUUUGUUAUCUCUUGAACGUCUCUAUUUUGUUCUUACACUCUCUGUUUUAAUUCCGACGUAUCUCUCUGUUUUGCUUGUGUUUCACACUCUCUCUCUUUCUCUUUACUCUCUUUGUAUUUGUUCAUUCUUGUAAAGAAAAGAGAGAAUACUUUUAUGUCUACAUUGUUAACCUUUUCUCAUUAACCUCAAACAUACAAACUUACACAGUCGCACAACACAAACCCGGGUAGAUAUACAUCUAUGGAUGCUUAAUAAGCGCGCACACACACACACAAUCAAAGCCAUAUACAUAAACACAGAUUUCGACGACGACGAUUAGCCGUCUUGGAAACGAGAAUUCUAU
Messenger RNA from Brassica napus (rape), 1921 nucleotides. Its product is annotated as mRNA-decapping enzyme subunit 2-like. Gene Ontology annotation, biological process: deadenylation-dependent decapping of nuclear-transcribed mRNA; nuclear-transcribed mRNA catabolic process, nonsense-mediated decay. Lineage: Eukaryota; Viridiplantae; Streptophyta; Magnoliopsida; Brassicales; Brassicaceae. The transcript has a single exon. Gene Ontology annotation, cellular component: cytoplasm. The record is from RefSeq and is a predicted model, not a curated record. Gene Ontology annotation, molecular function: RNA binding; manganese ion binding; 5'-(N(7)-methylguanosine 5'-triphospho)-[mRNA] hydrolase activity. The annotation marks the transcript as partial.